Protopterus annectens (West African lungfish) is the source of this 423-nucleotide messenger RNA. RefSeq lists its product as uncharacterized. The record is from RefSeq and is a predicted model, not a curated record. The coding region runs from base 1 to 423 and encodes 140 amino acids. The transcript has a single exon. NCBI's taxonomy places the organism in Eukaryota, Metazoa, Chordata, Ceratodontiformes, Protopteridae.
AUGGAAAAGAUGUUGGGUAUCAAAAAGAAGAAAAUUGCAAGAGACACACAUGAAUAUGCUAAUAACAGAGCAUACCCUCGUCCACCUCCUAUUCUACAGUCUGCCAACACUAAUGGGGUUUCCCCAAAAACCAGUGACAGCAUGCACGAGGAUGUGAACAAUCCCCAAAAUGGAGAACCUAAUACCCACACAAGAGAAGUACAACCCCUUCGCUGGAGUGAGAGAUUAAAUAAUAACAACAAUAAUAAUGCUCAUAACAGCAAUACUCAUACUCAACAACAAGAGGCCUUUAAUAACAAUAGCCAUCCUAGUACAAGUUACCAACAGGGUUUUUCAAAGAAUUGGAAUGGCCAACAAGCGAAUUCGAAGAUGAACAGGAAUCAGUACUACACGAGAAAGAGACGGAAUCAACGCAGGAGAUGA